GUAAUAUCUACCUGCAAGUAAUAUCUAACAUGAUCGGGAGUUAAAUCAGAUCGGGACUUAAACCUUCUAUUUGUAAAAAUGAAAAUGAUACUUUCACGUUUUCUUUUGGUUUGUUUAUUUCUAACUCAAACUGAUUCUGAACCAGUUUGUUCUAAGUUUGCUUACGAAGAACAACUCCUGGAGAAAAUGGUUAGAGUAGAAUUUAAUGUAGGACAAAUGGAAAAAGAAAUAAAGAACACCAACAACCUCGUUCUGGAAUCUUUACAGCAGCUGAAGCAAAACUGGGAGAAAGUAGCCAAGGAAUCCGAAGCACUGAAAACUGACGUCAGAAGAGUGUUAAAUGCAAAUGAAGAGAAGGUGUCCAAAGAAAUCGAUGAUUUAAGGGCAGAAAUGGCGAACGCGUUGAAAGAAAACAGUGACACGGCAGCGAAAUGUGAAGCGUCCAUGUUUGUACCAAAUGUUGCAUUUAAAGCCAGAAGUCCUUCCUCACUUGACCCAGUAGAAAACGAGGUGAUUGUGUUCACCAAGAACAUUGUAAACAUUGGAAACGCCUAUGACAACACCACAGGGAUAUUUACAGCUCCGAUAGAUGGAACUUAUCUAUUCACAAGCCAGCUUUGUCUUGUGGCGGGAACUUACCUCACAUUUGGUAUUUAUAUCGAAGAUAUGCUCUAUACUGUCGGAAGAUUCUACGAAAAAGACGUUAAUAUUUGUUUUAAUUUGGAAACAACGGCUGUCAUGAAAGCUAACCAGACGGCGUCAGUAAAAAGCUGGUCUGCCGCCAAGGGAAACGUGUUGUAUGAACAAGAUAACCAUCGAUGGAAUUUGUUUUCUGGAACUUUGAUUCACAAGUAAAUCGAUUUCACGAAACUAAUAUCAGUGAAUAUUGCUGCAUAAUUGUAUAAUGAUCAGUAACGUAUGAAAGUUUUAAACCGUUUAGUAUUUUACAUCGCCAUUUAGCAAAACAAGAUUGAACCAUUAUUUAUGAAGAAAAUAAAUAAGUUUGAAUUUCCAAAUUAACGUUUCUCUGAAGUUCUGACGCUGAAAAUAAGGACGGAAAUUGAAUUGGCAAAUUUUAGAAAUGUUUUAGGAAUACUGAGCACUCUCCAACAUUGUUAUUGA
Mercenaria mercenaria is the source of this 1122-nucleotide messenger RNA. RefSeq lists its product as uncharacterized. Lineage: Eukaryota; Metazoa; Mollusca; Bivalvia; Venerida; Veneridae. Gene Ontology annotation, molecular function: protein binding. The record is from RefSeq and is a predicted model, not a curated record. Bases 79 to 855 code for a protein of 258 amino acids. The transcript has 2 exons.